Messenger RNA from Chaetomium globosum CBS 148.51, 864 nucleotides. RefSeq lists its product as uncharacterized. The record is from RefSeq and is a predicted model, not a curated record. Gene Ontology annotation, molecular function: transmembrane transporter activity. The coding region runs from base 1 to 864 and encodes 287 amino acids. The transcript has a single exon. NCBI's taxonomy places the organism in Eukaryota, Fungi, Ascomycota, Sordariomycetes, Sordariales, Chaetomiaceae. Gene Ontology annotation, biological process: transmembrane transport.
AUGGCCCUCUUCCUACCGGAAACAGCCCGAAGCAUUGUUGCUAAUGGAAGUCGCUCGGCAAAAGGCAUCAACAAGCCCCUGGUCCCUCUUGUUGCGCCGAACGAGGAGCGAGUGGUCGACAGUACCUCUGAAGUCCUAACGCGGGAAGAACGCCGAAAGAUCCCGAAUCCACUGACCGCCCUUAAACUGCUUCGAAAUCCCAGCACUGCCAUAGUUCUGGUUGCAUACGGAAUCAACUACACGGUCUACUGUUGCUUACAGGCGUCUUUGUCUACCUUGUUCGUCGACAUCUACGGCGUUUCUGGCUUGGUCGCUGGCCUAGUGUACAUCCCUUUCGGUGUUGCAGUUGCCCUGAGCGCUUUUGCGACAGGGCGCUUACUCGAUCUCAGCUACAAAAAGACGGCGGCACAAAACGGCAUCAGCAUAGUCGAAAGCAAGGAGACCGACUUGAAGGACUUCCCCAUCGAAUUUGCGAGGCUACGAAACGUCAUCUGGAGCGUUGCGUUGAGCGCGUUACUCGUCAUGGGUUACGGAUGGACUCUUCAGGCACGAGUAACCAUGGCCGUCCCGCUGGUUUUACAGUUCCUUAUCGGUCUAACGAUCCAAGGGGUAUUUACCGCACUCAACACGCUUCUCGUCGACCUCCACCCAGACUGCCCCUCAACAGCACAAGCGGCUUGCAACUUUGUUCGCUGCGAGAUGGCAGCCGCCUGCCUAGCCGCCCUCGAUGCAUCAAUGACAAGUAUUGGACCAGGAUGGAGCUUUCUGCUUUUCGGGGCUACCCUCUUCCUUGAGUUUCUGAUGUUGCUUCUCCUUCAGCUCAAAGGGCUGAAAUGGCGGCACGCACGCCCACGCCCUGCUUAA